Messenger RNA from Danaus plexippus (monarch butterfly), 1328 nucleotides. Its product is annotated as zinc carboxypeptidase A 1-like. Gene Ontology annotation, molecular function: zinc ion binding; metallocarboxypeptidase activity. Gene Ontology annotation, biological process: proteolysis. The transcript is spliced from 6 exons. Lineage: Eukaryota; Metazoa; Arthropoda; Insecta; Lepidoptera; Nymphalidae. The record is from RefSeq and is a predicted model, not a curated record. The coding region runs from base 180 to 1304 and encodes 374 amino acids.
UUUUAUAGCGAAAAAUAUUGAGCAAGUGGAUUUAAUAAAAUGAAAUUUAGUAGCGAAUGCAUUUGUGUGCUGGAUUUAGGUUCAACGUAAUAUUUUUAGAUAUUUAAAUUUCAGCAGUACAUUUGACCUGAUGGCCGGAAUGUAGAAUAGAUUAUAUUAUUGAAAAUUUAAAUCUAGUGAUGUCUGAAAAGUGUAUAACAGCCGUGAUAGUUGUUGUGUUAACAGUAUUAAUCUGCGAGGAGCGCGCAGAUUAUUGUGGUUGCAAAACUGUUAGACCCUGCUAUAAGAGGAUGCUGGAUGAACUACUAGGAGAGGACGAAGAUGCUUGUAUUGAAAAUGUAGCUAUUGGCGCGAGUACUGUGACAAUAUUUCUUAAAGCCAUCAGUACAUAUUGCGAUAAGUUUAUUAAAUUGUACGAUACUGCAACAACUUACGAAGGAAAAAUAUUAUAUGAGGUUGCAAUGAGUCGGUACGUAAAUGAGGAAAUUGAGAAAGUCACUAACGGUAGUAAAAUAAAACCAGUGAUAUUACUUGAUGCUGGGCAGGACGCUGGUUCAGAGACAGUUGGGUUUGCUCUGUACAUCAUAGAACAGCUGGCGGCGUGUGUCGAGAACAAGGACAUGAUAAGGAACUUCUUAUGGAUCAUUCUGCCAUCAACCAAUCCCGAUGGACAAGAAUAUUCCAGAGGUAGUUUUGAAAGAUGGCAGAAAAACUAUCGCUCUAUAAUGGAUUAUGAAGCCACCGGUGUUGAUAUUACAAGAAAUUUUGACGACUUUUUUACCGAAUGUUUUCGCGUUGAAAACAAAUUUUCACAGAAUUACCAAGGACCUCAUCCGAACUCUGAAAAUGAAACUAAAUUUAUAACCAAUGUCAUGAAGAAAUAUAAGAGUGGUAUAAAAACUUAUAUCUCCUUUAGACGUAAUGGUCACGCUAUUCUUUAUCCGUUUGCUUCAAGAAACGUGUCUUUGGAUAAUAUGCAAAAGACGAAGAUGAAAUCCGAUGAGAUCGCUAAGAAGGUAAAUCAACGCGCUGGUGUCAUACAAUGGUUUGUCAGCCAGAGUAUUUACGACAUGAAUGGCGAGGCCCAUUGUGGUCAUAGUGUUGAUUACGCAUACAAUAAAAUGGAUGUACAUAACUCGUUCGAAAUGCGUAUUUUUCCGGAAACAGAUAACGAUAUAAUGUCCAAAUUUCAAUCGUUGCCUAAAGGUUACGAUGUCUCUCUAAGAACUGGAUAUUUUAGCGGAAUUAGAGAGUUAUACAACUUGCUCGUGGCUGAAAAUCAUAUGGAAAAAUUAAAAUUGUAAUAAAGUAAAAUUUUGUUGCAUAAA